Molecule: messenger RNA, 1024 nt
Organism: Ochotona curzoniae (black-lipped pika)
Lineage: Eukaryota; Metazoa; Chordata; Mammalia; Lagomorpha; Ochotonidae
Gene: FAM89B
Product: family with sequence similarity 89 member B
Exons: 2
Coding region: 17-592 (191 amino acids)
Biological process (GO): negative regulation of transforming growth factor beta receptor signaling pathway; negative regulation of SMAD protein signal transduction; positive regulation of cell migration
Cellular component (GO): cytoplasm; lamellipodium
Molecular function (GO): transcription corepressor binding
Source: RefSeq, a predicted model, not a curated record
GCCGCGCCGGCGGGCCAUGAACGGGCUGCCCUCGGCCGAGCCGCCCGGCGGGGCCGGUGCGGGCUGCGCCCUGGCCGGGCUGCCCCCGCUGCCGCGCGGCCUCAGCGGCCUGCUGAACGCCAGCGGGGGUUCGUGGCGGGAGCUGGAGCGCGUGUACAGCCAGCGCAGCCGCAUCCACGACGAGCUGAGCCGCGCCGCACGCGCGCCCGACGGGGCCCGCCACGCCACGGGCGCCGCCAGCUCGGCCAGCACCGGCGGCCCGCGGCGUCCGGUCAACCUGGACUCUGCGUUAGCGGCGCUGCGCAAGGAGAUGGUGGGGCUGCGGCAGCUGGACAUGUCCCUGCUGUGCCAGCUGUGGGGCCUGUACGAGGCCAUCCAAGACUACAAGCACCUGUGCCAAGACCUGAGCUUCUGCCAGGACCUGUCCUCCUCGCUGCACUCGGACAGCUCGUACCCGCCGGACGCGGGCCUGUCCGACGACGAGGAGCCGCCGGACGCCAGCCUGCCCCCCGACCCGCCGCCCCUCACGGUGCCCCAGACGCACAACGCCCGCGACCAGUGGCUGCAGGACGCCUUCCACAUCAGCCUCUGAGGGGCCGGGCUGGUCCCGGUGGGCGUCGGCCUCGGUACCCUCGGACACUGCCCCCCCACCCCCGCCGCCUCCCCUCCCCCUCAGGAGGACAAGGACAGUGCCUCAGCACCCCCACCCUCCCGCACUGUGGGCAAGGCUCGUCCCCCGUGGCAGCUGCUGCCCACGGCGCUGGGCCUGCUCGGCCAGUUCUCAUGGUGGCCCUGGGACCCCAGCCUCUGCGUUCCCCCACCCCCUGCAUCUGCUGUUGCUAAGGCGACAGUGGCUGCUGGCCCAGGGGCACCUCACCUCUGGCCCCCGGACUCCAGUCGCCCCGCGCGAGGGCCGUGGGAGCCCAUUCCUGCACCCAUCCACGGCCCCGGCCAAGGCCCCGCGCUGGGGAUUUAUUUAGGGGUCGGCCGGGCCGGUGGAUCAAUAAACGCCUCAGCUGUGUGU